Molecule: messenger RNA, 1371 nt
Organism: Raphanus sativus (radish)
Lineage: Eukaryota; Viridiplantae; Streptophyta; Magnoliopsida; Brassicales; Brassicaceae
Product: GDSL esterase/lipase At1g28580
Exons: 5
Coding region: 42-1289 (415 amino acids)
Molecular function (GO): hydrolase activity, acting on ester bonds
Source: RefSeq, a predicted model, not a curated record
AGACAGGAGUUUUUUGUCCUCAAAAUAAAAAUCCCCCAGAAAUGGCCAGUACUGAAGACAGUGCUUUUCUUUUCUACUCUUCUUCCAUGGCAUCUUUAGUCUCCCAUCUCUCCAAGAAACUCAAAACCUUCUUACUAAUUACUUUGCUAACCACAGUCGUGGUAGCAACCUCAGAAAAACAGUGUCGUAAUUUCAAGUCUAUCAUAAGCUUCGGCGAUUCCAUCACCGACACCGGAAACUUGCUCCGUCUCUCCAACCCGAAUAAACUUCCUCAGUCUGCGUUUCCGCCGUACGGAGAAACCUUCUUCCACACCCCCACCGGUCGUUUCUCCAAUGGCCGUCUCAUCGUCGACUUCAUAGCUGAGUUUUUGAGGCUUCCUUAUGUGCCUCCUUACUUUGGAUCUCCAAAUGGUAGCUUCGACAAAGGAGUCAAUUUCGCUGUAGCGGGUGCAACCGCAUUGGAACAGAGCUUUCUUGAGAGCAGAGGAAUCCAUUAUGCUUACACCAAUGUUAGUUUAGGAGUUCAGCUUAGAAGAUUCAAGCAGAGUUUACCAAAUCUAUGUGGUUCACCUUCAGACUGUAGAGAGAUGAUUGGAGAUGCUUUGAUUAUCGUCGGAGAGAUCGGAGGGAAUGACUAUAACUACGGACUCUUGGUUGAAAAAAACAUCGAGGAGAUCAAAGAGCUGGUUCCACUAGUGAUCAGUACUAUUUCUUCUGUGAUUACGGAGUUGGUUCACAUGGGAGGCAGAACGAUUAUGGUGCCUACGGACCUCCCAAUCGGAUGCUGGCCAUCGUUUUUAACGCAGUAUCAAACAUCAAACAAAGAAGAAUACAAUCCUUUGACAGGAUGCUUGAACUGGCUAAACGAGUUUGUAGAACAUCACAACAAAGAGCUUCAAGCAGAGUUAAACAGACUCCAGAAACUCUACCCUCAUGUUACAAUCUUAUACGCUGAUUACUACAACGCCUUGCUACAUAUUUUCCAAGAACCGGCCAGAUUCGGGUUCAUGAAUCGACCAUUGUCAGCAUGCUGUGGAACAGGAGGUCCAUACAACUUCAACAAUGCUAGUCAGUGUGGAACUAAAGGAGUGGAUUCUUGUAUUGAUCCUUCAAAGUUUGUGCAUUGGGACGGUUUUCAUUUGACCGAGUCUGCGUACGGAUGGGUCGCCAUGGGAUUACUUGAAGGACCCUACACGCUUCCUGCUUUCGACUGGUCAUGCCCCGGCUUUGAUAUUAAGAACAGAAGUAGAACAUCAUCAGGCAGACAGUAUUCUUCUAGCAGUAGGUGAUGGAUGAACAAGUUUUUUUCACAAAGCCUUUGUGAGAGAAUAAAAUUGCUGAGUAAUAAGAGUUGCAUUAUUGUAUCCCUAA